Molecule: messenger RNA, 729 nt
Organism: Solanum tuberosum (potato)
Lineage: Eukaryota; Viridiplantae; Streptophyta; Magnoliopsida; Solanales; Solanaceae
Product: HVA22-like protein e
Exons: 5
Coding region: 91-519 (142 amino acids)
Source: RefSeq, a predicted model, not a curated record
AGCUUUCCAUUUACUUUCUCUUCUUCUUAUUAAUAUUAUAUUAUAAGGUUUUUAUUUUGAUCAGAAGAAUUUGAGUUAUCAAGAAGAAUUAUGGGUUAUUUUUGGACUUUGAUUUGUCAUCUUCAUACUAUAGCCGGGCCAGUGACAAUGUUGCUCUAUCCUUUGUAUGCUUCAGUAGUAGCAAUUGAGACUAGUGACAAAUUGGAUGAUGAACAAUGGCUUGCUUAUUGGAUUUUUUAUUCUUUUCUCACUCUUAUGGAGAUGGUCCUUCAACAUGUUCUUGAAUGGAUACCAAUAUGGUAUGAUGUGAAGUUGAUAUUUGUGGCAUGGUUAGUUUUUCCACAAUUCAGAGGAGCUGCAUUUAUAUAUGAUAAAUUUGUAAGAGAAAAAAUAAUCAAGAGAUAUAGAGAAUCAUCAUCAUCAUCACCACAACAUAACAACAAGUCUCCUAAAGCCAAAUCCAAGACUAAAUUUGUGGACUUCAUCACUCCCAAAAAGGGAGAGCAUGAAGCUUACUGAAGAGUGACAAAUCAUGAAGAUUAACUAGUUUUGUUAAUUAACAAUAAAAAAAAAUAUUGUAGAGUGUUAUAUUUGGCUUGUACAUUUUAAUAUAUGGUGUGCAAUAAUAUUUGCUCCCACUUUGUAAUUUUGGCACAGGGACCAAGUUUUAUAUUAUAUAAAACUCCACUUUUGAUAUUUGAUAAGUUAUAUAUGUGAAUGUUGUCAAUG